CUCUUCUCAAUCCCAAGCCUCCCGGGCCGCCCAAGAUUGUCAAUCUAUUGUUGCACUCUGUGCCGAGAGACUGGCUUGGAGCCCGAUUCCCGAAAUGCCAUCGAAAUCCACCUCCCACCAUUCUCUGCGAUCUCUCCCUAUCUAGUAACUGGCCCUUGCUAUAAUAGAGAGGAUGUCCCGGACCAGACAGGAGCACCCUUUUUACAAUCGGAGAUAUCUGAACUCACCAACCCCAGAGCCGCUAUCUGGGCAGAUGACGUUUUUGAUACGAGGAGAAUUACAAAACAUGUUUUACGAAAUAACAGCUCUUUCCCUCCGCUCAGUAGAGCCUUGCAGGCUUGGAUGGCGUCGAAUGGGGCGGAUGACAAGAUUUAAUGAGCGACGGCUUCCUCGAUGAGCAUUCGCUCGAGGCGGUGAUGUGA
Molecule: messenger RNA, 422 nt
Organism: Ilyonectria robusta
Lineage: Eukaryota; Fungi; Ascomycota; Sordariomycetes; Hypocreales; Nectriaceae
Exons: 1
Coding region: 173-397 (74 amino acids)
Source: RefSeq, a predicted model, not a curated record